Molecule: messenger RNA, 648 nt
Organism: Phytomonas sp. EM1
Lineage: Eukaryota; Euglenozoa; Kinetoplastea; Trypanosomatida; Trypanosomatidae
Source: the annotation of a GenBank genome assembly
AUGCUGGCUUCUUAUGGUGAUUAUUCUGUUGCAGAGGAUGGUUUUCUUAUUUAUAAAGUCUUUUAUGAUUUUUGUGUUGCUCGCUUGAGUUUCGGCUGCGCCCAGUUCCUUGCUGAUUAUACUUCUUUUAAGCAACCUUCUUUUAGCUAUUGCAAAGUUUUUUUUGCGGGUGAUAGUUGGGUUCCGCUUCUUAACUGUUGUGCGCGUUUUGUGCGUGAUCAGCUUCUGGGCGAGUUUUGUCGUGCUCUUAAUUGUUCUGAGUUGUGUGUACGCAAUAUAAAACUUAUGGCCAAUAUGUCCGAGAUGCGUGUGGAUGUGAUUGUGAUUCAUGAGGAAGGGGUUUUACCGUGUCCACAAGAUCUUUUAAGCUCCUACCCAUAUGACUUGUUAAGAGACCUUUAUGCGAGCCGCGAAGCUCUUCUUCUGCUGAACCUUGAUGAAUUCUUUUUAGAUGAGAUGGAUUUGCUUCCUCUGUGGGCCUAUGAUGAGGUGCUUCCUUUUGAGGUUCCAGCAUCUCGAGCCCUUAUCGACCACGAGGCGGACUGUAAUCCCAAAGUAACUUCAAAUUCGUCACCCUCACAAUCUAAUGGAAUUCCUGCAACUAUGGUUCUGGAUAUCAGCUGCUCAAGUUCGGGGAUGCAUAGCUGA